Talaromyces marneffei is the source of this 819-nucleotide messenger RNA. RefSeq lists its product as uncharacterized. The transcript has a single exon. The coding region runs from base 1 to 819 and encodes 272 amino acids. The record is from RefSeq and is a predicted model, not a curated record. Lineage: Eukaryota; Fungi; Ascomycota; Eurotiomycetes; Eurotiales; Trichocomaceae.
AUGUUCGGCAAUCCUUCCGACCCCGCAACGAACAUGGCGCCUGGAGCAACAUCAUAUCGCUCGCCGAAGCGAAAACGAGAUGUCGUAGAAGAAGCCGAAGACGGUACUCCACCAGCUUCUCCUACAUCUACUCACUCGGUGGCCAGCUAUGCAGAAUUGAGACUCCUUGAAGGCGAGGAACUUGGGCGUUAUAGCCCACGUACAGCGGUUGCCGGUCGCUUCAAGGAACUAGCUAUACACGAGGGUGUACCACAUUCCUUACCCAUUGCGCAAUGGCAUGGCUCGGGCUCUGCAGCAAAGAAUAUUGAGUCGUCUGGGCAAGCUGAAAACUUACAAUUGUCACCCCAAAAGAGUCCAUUCAAGACCACUCAGUUGGAGAUUUCAAAUGGAAACGAUUCAAAUGAAGACCAUGUUACCAAAGAGCACACACAGCCCACGACGCAAUCGACAAAUGGGUCUUCUCGCAAUAAAGUGAAGGCCGUGUCACCCACAAAAUCACGAAGAAAAAAAUCACCUCCACCCGACGAGAGUGUCAUUCUAGAUUCAUUGACAUGGGAUGACUCAGAAAUAACUGGUCAUAACCCAACAGACCCCAAUGAUGACGGUUACGGGAUCAAUGGUAUUGGCUUCAAGCCCACUGCUGCCAUUGCAUGGGCUCGGUCACAGCAAAGACAGAAGCAAGUGACCGAGUGGAAGAAUCGAGAAGCCAGAGAAGCACGAGAAAAACGUAGAGAACGUCGAGAGGGGGUUUCCCGAGUCAAAUCAGAAUAUGACCCUGGUGGUGCGGUCCAGAAGAAAGUGAAAUUCGACCUGCGCUGA